AUGUGGAAGCUGAGAUCUAUCCAUGGAAUACUUGCUUCCUCGGGUUCUAUUGGUGCAUUGAUAGCUUGGCUGAUCAGCUUUAAGCCGACUUUAUUUGGGAUCUUAUUCCUUCUGCUGUUGCUUAGCAACUGGCUAGUUAAAUAUGAACUCAAACCUCCCCCCACAGAGCCACAGCAGGACAAGAUCCUUGAACGUCUUUUAUUCACUGAAAUGAAGCUGAAGGUGUUAGAAAACCAGAUGUUCAUCAUUUGGAAUAGAAUUAAUCACUACAAGAAGUCAAGAGGACACCGAUCUUUCCCCCGGGGGAAGCACCGGCCAAGGAGGCACAACUCCAUUUUUUCUAUCAUCUCUGAUUGCACUUCCAAUACCUCCUAA
Suncus etruscus (white-toothed pygmy shrew) is the source of this 375-nucleotide messenger RNA. It is a transcript of the gene TEX46, whose product is annotated as testis expressed 46. Bases 1 to 375 code for a protein of 124 amino acids. NCBI's taxonomy places the organism in Eukaryota, Metazoa, Chordata, Mammalia, Eulipotyphla, Soricidae. The record is from RefSeq and is a predicted model, not a curated record. The transcript has 3 exons.